Molecule: messenger RNA, 2878 nt
Organism: Xiphophorus maculatus (southern platyfish)
Lineage: Eukaryota; Metazoa; Chordata; Actinopteri; Cyprinodontiformes; Poeciliidae
Gene: nos1apa
Product: nitric oxide synthase 1 adaptor protein
Exons: 10
Coding region: 588-2291 (567 amino acids)
Molecular function (GO): nitric-oxide synthase binding
Source: RefSeq, a predicted model, not a curated record
AAACAACGGGGUGUAGUUUUGUAACUUCUGAUAUCCAAGUUUUAUUUUUUCCCCCAGCUAUAUGUUUGUGUACGUGUGAGAAUGUAAGAGGAAGAGAUGGUGGAAUGGAGAAGGGGCAGGUACGGGAGUGUGAGCCACUCCUCCAGCAGAGCCCCGGUGCGCCCCUGUUCCAAUGGAAACAGGUGGGAUUCCCGAACUCUCCAAUCAAACCCGCCCUAUGCUGUUGAGCAGGGUGGAGAGUGCAGAAGUCCACAACCGGAGGCAGGACUCAACCAACUUCUACGUUGCGAACAGGAAAAGUCGGGAAAACACAUCUUCCCCCGCAUGACGCCGUCUGUCUUGGCCUGCAUGUGUCCUCAGAGCGUUUCCUGCAGUUCACCGGAGCGCUGCUGAAGUUCUCCCCGCCGCUCGGGCUGCUGUUUAGGCGGCGUCGGAGCGUCGCUGCGCUCGGGACGCCUCGCUGCUAUGAAGAACACCUACUGAGCGGAUAUUCGGAUCGUUUUCCUUGGAUUUAUCCCUCUCCAAUCGACCUGGCUUUUAUCCUGGUUGCGUUCUUCUAUAGUGUGGAUAUAUAAACAGUUAGGAAAAUGCCUGGGAAAACCAAGUAUAACCUCGUUGAUGACGGACACGAUUUGAGGAUCCCGUUGCACAACGAGGAAGCAUUCCAGCAUGGGAUCAACUUCGAAGCAAAGUAUAUCGGCAGUCUGGAUGUGACGCGGCCGAGCAGCAGAGUGGAGAUUGUUGCUGCCAUGAGACGGAUCCGGUAUGAGUUCAAGGUGAAAAACAUCAAGAAGAAGAAAGUUCACAUCGUUGUGUCAACAGACGGAGUCAAGGUUACCUUGAGAAAAAAGAAAAAAAAGAAAGAGUGGACCUGGGAUGAGAGCAAGUUGAUUGUAAUGCAGGAUCCAAUUUACAGAAUAUUCUACGUUUCUCAUGACUCACAAGAUUUGAAGAUCUUCAGCUACAUUGCCAGAGAUGGUCAGAGCAAUGUUUUCCGCUGUAAUGUGUUCAAGUCCAAGAAGAAGAGUCAGGCCAUGCGCAUCGUCCGAACAGUUGGCCAGGCGUUUGAGGUUUGUCAUAAACUGAGUCUACAGCAUACACAGCAAAAUGCAGAUGGAAAGGCGGACUGCAACGGUGAAAAAAAUGGUGACGAUUCCUCUGGCGUGCGUGCUUAUCCACCUGUAUGUGUGUGUACUUUCCUCGGCCCAGCUCGGGAGCUAACAGGUGCAGAGAAGACUCCAGCGAGCGUCGCGGAGGAAACGGACAUUGAUGCCGAAGACGUGGUCCAGGUGCCGACGGCCGAGGACUUGAACCUCAACAGAGGAGUGACAGAUCUCGAUGCCACUGCCAAGACACCUGACUUAACCCAGUCAGAAAAUAAGGUUUUGGAGGAGCCUUCUCUUCUGAUGUCCAGUCCCAGGAUGCUGCUCCCAGCGUCGGGCACGCUGCCUCCCGGGGCUCCAUUGUCUGUCCACCACCAGAUCCAGCUGCUCCAGCAGCAGCUUCAGCAGCAGCAGCAGCAGACUCACGUCGCUGUAGCACAGGUCCAUCUUCUGAAGGACCAGCUAAGCGCCGAGGCCACAGCUCGGCUGGAGGCCCAGGCUCGAGUCCAUCAACUGCUGCUCCAGAACAAAGACCUGCUGCAGCACAUCUCCCUGCUGGUUAAACAAAUCCAGGAGCUAGAAUCAAAGAUGGUUGGACCAAAUUCCAUGGGCUCUCAGGACAGUUUGUUGGAGAUCACCUUCCGCUCCACGGUACCUCCAGUGAUCUGCGAUGCUACAACUCCCAAAUCCGAGGUGUCAGACAUCAACCUCUCUGCACUUGGCACUGGUGACGGAACCAGCAACGUCUUUUCCUCUACCAACGGGACUCUGGGAAGCCCCCUAGGUAGGGACCAAUGUCUACUCAAACUGGAGUGUUUCCGUUUCCUCCCGGGACCACCGGGGUCUCCACCUCCCCGACUCCCUUCGCCUCCCCCAUCACUCAAGUCUAACAAGCCAAUGACUCAAGGUCGAGAUGUGCCUAACACUCCAGCGAGCAUCUUAUCCAGAGAAGUGAAAUCUUUGGACUGCCUGGAGUUCACCAGGUUUCGCGAGUCAGGUAUCGCUUCAGAGUAUGAGUCGAACUCAGACGACAGCGAUGACAGGGAAGAUGAGGGGGAGGACGAUGAGGAUGAGGAUGAGGAGAUGGAGAUCUUUGGCUGGGGAACAGAUGGGGAGACGUUGAGACUGCUCAAUGCUCUCAACAAACAAGGAGCUCCUGACUGUCUGGGAGAUGAAAUAGCCAUUUGAGGCUUUUUCUGUUUUGAUGAAAACUCCUCUAUUCCUGUCUUAUUCACUUCAAAUUUCUGUACAGCUAACAUUUUGUGGACUAACCUCUGUCAGGUGCGCACAAUUAUUUAUAUGAGAUUCAUAUAGUUAUACCUCAUGUACUUAAAAUGAUUAACAGUUUUCCAGUUACAGAUUGUGUUUUUGAUUUGUAUUUUAGCUUCAGUGUUUUAGUUUGUUCAGCUUCUAAAUUCACUUUCUUUUUUUAUUUUUAAUUUUAAAAGUAGCAUUCAUACCACUGUGAAAUUUAUAAAAUGAAAUAGGUCAUCCGACAUUACAUGUUAUGCAAAACUAUUAGUUAGGUUUAUCUUGAUGUGUCAUAUCUCUCAUUGAAAUAAAUCAAAUUAAAUAUUUCUUACUGUCUUGAUGUCGCACAGUGUUUUGGUCUGCAGAAUGUGUCAGCUGAACAUACCUUCUGUCAACAAAGAACAGAGUAAAAGAACAAUUGAAACUGUUGAUAGUAAAGAACAAUACAGGUGGUUGCUUUUACAAAUGUAAAAUGUCAGAAUGUCAAUCUGAAGGUAGCACAAAUUUAAAUCAAAUUGUGUGAA